Messenger RNA from Naegleria gruberi, 1863 nucleotides. RefSeq lists its product as uncharacterized. NCBI's taxonomy places the organism in Eukaryota, Heterolobosea, Eutetramitea, Acrasida, Naegleriidae. The record is from RefSeq and is a predicted model, not a curated record. The coding region runs from base 1 to 1863 and encodes 620 amino acids. The transcript has a single exon.
AUGUCUUUAGAGCCAAGACCAAUCCUCGCAAAAGAGGUUGAUUAUAUGAAGAAAGUUGCUAGUGUUGUUGGGGCUGUGGACAGAUCAUUAAGUAAAGCAGGUAAUUCGAGUUCAACGACGCUUACUGGAGUAAGGAAGGAAUUACAUAAACACUUUGAUGAGGAAGAACGGAAUAUAGCCGAACGACAAAUGAAAUCGGCUCAAAUCAGUAGAAGAUUAAAACAAAGAGAAGCUAUUGAAAAUGCUUUGGAAAAGAAAGUAGUUAGGCCACAAACUAGUACCUCAAGUUUCAAGACUAUUGAAAGAGAUAAUGCUCCGAUAUAUAAGGGAGACAAACAUAAUCAAACAACACCUGGUCAAUAUGAUGUCAAUUAUUCUCUAGUUGACAGGAAGGAUUUUACUUUGAAAUGGGUCCCUCCUAAAGUUGAAACAGACAUAAUAGACGAAAAUUACAAAUACUAUCUGGAAGGAGAGAAACUGUCAACGAAUGAUGGAAAGGGAACUACAAAUGGUUUCUUAUCAAAAACUGGAAGAACCGAAAAUAAGGUCAAUUUCAAAUAUGAAAACGAAUUUUUAGAUACAUUGGAUAAAUACAACAAGUUUAAAUUUAAGGAAGACAGAUCUACAAUAGUGUUGGAGAAAGGAGUUGAUAGAAACAAAGCCUUAGAACUCUACAAGAACAAGAAUGAAGCUCAAACAGUAGAUCUACUAUAUGAAGUGGUGAAUCCAGACACUUACAAACCAAAAUUGGCAAAUGGAAUAUUACCAUUUGAUAGUUAUAGCGACAGAAAAACAGCUAGAAAGGGAUCUAAAAUAGGUACAGCUCUCAUCCAAACUGACAUAGAAAAUAAUACACAAUCCAAGCUUCCAAAUUGGAGUGUUCUCCAACAUUCAGAACCAAACGCAAUUCAACAAUUGUCAAUAUCAAAAGGCACAGAAAAGCCAAUGUAUGAGAGAGUGGUGGCAUUGGAUAAGCAAACAGGAAGAGACAAUAUGCCUGAGUACAAGAAAAUGUUGUGGACUCCAAUAGCCUACUAUAACAAACUCAAUGCCUCAGAAUACCAAAAGAAACGAGAUGCAGAGCAAGAGGUGGAGAGGUUUAAAAAAGACAAGAAGAAUGGAGGAGAGUCACUGAGCCUCAAUAGUGAAAUGCAUGCCUAUUCAAAAACACAUCACAAUAUUCCAUUCACAACCUAUAUGGAUAAACAAUUAUCGAGACCUAAAUUUAUUGUGAAACCUCAACCAUGGAAUGAUCUCGAUUUUUAUGAUACUAAUCAAAUCGAAACUUCAAAGAAUGAGAGAAUUAAGAAUAUUUCGUGUAUGCCUCGAAAGAGAAAAGGUGAAGCACAAGAGGAAGCGAUUAAAAUGGAUGACUCCUAUAAAUUUUAUCAAGUAGAUCCAAGGUGGGGAAAACCAACACACGGUUUCGAAAAGGAUACUGGUAGAGACAACUGUAAAGCACCAAUCAUUAUGCGUUAUACUAAGGAAUCAACGGAUGUUUUCUAUGAUGCUAAUCGAAGUCAAGUUGAGGAUAGAAUUAAGGGUGAUCCACAAAUUAAGAAUCAAUUACCAAGAGACCAGAAUAGGUCUAAACUAUUCAAAGCUCAGCAUAAUUUUCAAAUGGAACCAAAUCAAAACUAUGAAACUGCAAGACCUGGAUACAACUUGAAGAAGGGUUUUGUUGAAUAUAAUAGAUCAAAUACCAGCCGAACCGUCACUUCAAGAAUAGCUGUAAAUAGACCACCCAACCAUUUGGCAGAUGACGGAAAGAAUGAGUAUCCUACAGUGGGUACCUAUGAACCAACAUUCUCAGUAACAGAAAAAGUUCCAGUAGCUUUCUCAUUCUCAAAGAGUGGAAUGUAA